CCCCUUUCAAAAAAAAAAAAAAAAAUCUCCUCCACGUUCUAUUGGAAUUCUAAAAGGAACCCCGGCAAGGGGGGGUGGGGAGAAGGGGCAAUAAACUGAAAGCAUUAAAAAACAGGAAUCCAGUCAGCAGAGACAGUUUUACCAUGAGAUUGCAAUACACCUCUUCUUCUCCGUCUUCCUCCUCAACCUCUCUGGCUGCUGGUCUGUCUCCCUGCUUGCUGCCUGGUCCAGGCUCUGCUCUCACAGGUAGUGGCUGCUCCUGCUGCUGGGGUUGUUGUUAUGGUGCCCUGUUGUUUUUCCUGUGGACCUCGGCUGCGGUGACUGCCUCCUCUUCUUCUUCCUCGUCUUCUUCUGCUGGAGGUCCAGGAGCAGGUGGUGGUGGUGGUGCUGCUGCAGUGACCGGCGCUCCUGGUGGCUCUGGUGGGGGCUCUGGUGCUGCAGCGGCUACAGCAGCUUCUCCUUCUCCCCCAGCUCCUCCUCUCCCUGCUGCAGUGGUGGCUGGAGGGGCGCUGCUGGCUGCUCUGGCGGCAGGUGCCGGUGGUGGAGUUGGAGUGGUCCCUUCUGGUGCAGCCGGUGGACCUGUCUGUUAUUUCUCCCCUACUGUGGGCUCGGUGCAAGAGCUGGCUCAACGCUCCAGGGUGGUGAUUGAGGGCAAAGUGCAGCAGCAACAGCAUCAUCAACAAGGUGGGUCUGGGGCAGAGGGUGGCAGGAGGAAAUUGGCAGAGGAAGGAGAGAGAGGUGGGGACCUUGUUACCUCUGGCAGGAGAAAAGGACAGGUGGUCAGAGAUCAGGUGUAUGGAGAGGAAGACAGGGAGCAGACAGUGCCAGGGGUGAGCAUUGCACCCAGAGAAGACCCUGUGACUGUUACCCAGUGGAUAGCACCUUCUUCAUCCAUUCUUACCACCACAGCUUCCACCAUCAUCAUUAGUGGCUUCUCAGACUUGGUCCCUCUGCCCAGUGCAGCUGCAUCUCCUGCCCCUGCCGGCAGCAGCCUAGAGUCUUACCUGGUGAAGGUCCAUCAGGUGUGGGCAGUGAAAAGUGGUGGUUUGGAGAAGGACUCAGUUAUUACACUGCUGGGGGAUUUCGGAUCCAGCUGUGUCAAGUUGAAGCAAGACAGCAGGUACCUCUUCUUCAUGGACCCAACCAACACCACUUCUGUCUUCAGGGCUUCUUUCCCACCCCUGGAGUCUGGCAGGAAGCUGAAGAAGGAUGUUGGCAAGGUGCUCUGCAGGGGAUGUGGUAAGUUACCCUGUCUGGUUUCUUACAAAUAGAAUGCUUGUUGGGAAACACAAUAUUCCUUAUGGAAUGUUGACUAAGUGGUGGCUUGUUUGGACCUCACAUUCAAUUGAUUGUUACAUUUCAAAAUGCUGCAUUGACAGGGAACUUCACUGAUAAGUUUUUGCUUGUUCUCUUUGGACAGUGUCAUUUAAACAUGUUGAUAUGACUUCUCAAUUAUUGUUACUUGAAUGGUAGCCUCUACAUUUGUUAACUCUUGCCCUAUCAGUGUGGGCAAUGGUGGUAAUUUUUUCUGUGAGUGUUUUUAGAAAUCUAAGGAGUUCUAGAAGCAUGCAUUGUGAUAUGUUAGAGGUUUUGGGAUAUAUUUGUGAUUUAACGGAGGAUCCCAUUGAAGAGAUGACAUACAGGACUUAGUUCCUAUGAUAUUUGCAGGAAAUGUUAUGAUGUAUUUUUAUAUAUUUAUUUAAUAUUACGCUAUACUGCAUGUAUAUCAAAAAUGCAGUUAGGCCCUGAUUAUUAUGGCAUCACAAAUAGUUUAAAAGUAACCAAAAAAAGCAGAUUCAUUGUAAUGGUUACCAUAUUGUUAGAAUUUUAUAAUAAUAUAAUAAUUCGUAAUGCUAAAAAAAAGAGUGAUAAUGGAAACUUUGCAAAUCAAUGUCCCCUACUGUGUAGUUACUGCCUGGAAAAUCAUUAAUAGUUUAUUAUUUAUUAUUCUCCGUGGCUUUAAAAUAAAAUAUGUAUAUGGCUAUAGUGUAAGAUCAUGUGUUUAGGAACAUGACAAUUGCUAUAAGUAAAUACAAGUGUGUAUGGUGUUAUUUUUUGUAAAUACUUUGCACAACCAUCACCACCAUGUCUACUUUGAUUACUGACUGGUGCGACGUUUGCAUGCGUGGAACAUUUUUCAAUCUGUUUAUCCAAAUUGCAGCCAGCACCGCGAAAUCUGUUGCAUUCUGAAUUCUAUUUUGUCUGGCUGAUUUUAUGUGUUAUGUAGCUAAUGAAAUGAGCAAAGUGUUUUCAAGCAAAAUAUUUGAUAAAUAAAUAAAUAUAUCUGUUUCAUACAUGCAGCUUGGAAUGUACCAAUUCCCAGUAGACAAAACAGACAGCAAAGGAGAGUACACAUAAAUAUGUACAUUCAAUAUGAUCCAUUAGAUAUCUGUGUGCACCAAAUUCAGAUUCUGCAUUCUUGCACCAGAUUCAAGAUUGUCCAAUAGGCUGCUGGGAGCUGUUCAGCUAGUGAGGUGCUGAAGUGUCAGAAUGAGUUGGGAAUUCCCAGUUCUACUUGAUAGAUGUCAGUGUAAAACAUGGAGAAUACCCCUUCUGGGAUAUGUCUUAAUAGCUAAUAUAAAACUGACGUUGCUAUAGAGCGUACCACUUUUAUUUAUUACAUAGAUGAAUAUACAUUAUGGUUUAUUUUCCUUUUUUUAAUCUUUAGAAAACGUAAAUGGGAAUUCCUUGCUUUGUAGCCGUGUGGCAGACAGCAAUCAUCAUUGUUGGAACUCAUGCAGCAAUUUAACCUUCUGUGUAACAGAAGAAUGUGAAAUAAAUUGCUAAUUAUUCUGGCGCUUCAGUGAAAUAUGUAUUCUAGAUUCCCAUCAAUGUGUAAAUUCAGGGCUUGGCUUUAUAUCUGUUGUGUUAACAGUAUAAUGCAGCAUACAGGUUUAACUACUAACAUGUUUUGUGUUUAUUUAUUUUUUUGUGUUUUGUGAUUCUGACGAUUGCUAUGUUGAUUUCCAGUUAACCUCUACAAAUUUAUGGGGGGGGGGGGUUCAAAGGAAUGUGUAUGCUUAAUCAGAAUAGUAAUAUCUCAGCGUGAUGUCUUGCUUUUUUUAAAUUUUGUAUUAGAAUUUCAAGUCUUGUUCUUUGUUUAUUAUUUUAUUUUUUAUUGAAUUAUUUAAUUUUGUUUUUCAGUUAUUCGAAUAAUGUAA
This is a messenger RNA of Pelobates cultripes (western spadefoot toad), 3161 nucleotides long. Lineage: Eukaryota; Metazoa; Chordata; Amphibia; Anura; Pelobatidae. The record is from the annotation of a GenBank genome assembly.